AAUGAUUGAGAAAUGCAGAAACAAACAGUGUAUAAAAUGAUAAAAUUGAACAAUGAUUGAUUUGGAACCUCGCAUAUACAUCAUAUCGAAAAUUUUUUACAUAUUUGAUCAUCAGCUGCGUUUAUCAAAAAUGUCAAAGUUGUGACUGUCAGGUGUUGCAUGACAUAUCGACAAUUUUUGAAAAUUCCGGUGGUUAUAAUCACGCGAAUUGAAUAUAAUUAAUCGCAAGCGUAGAAUUACCUUGAAAGGGAUAACAACCAACUUUUUGCGAAUUUGUGAUGCAACAUGCGAGACGGUCUAUCGUAAUCGCAAUAAAUCGGAAGUUCCGCGCGUUCGUCACUUAUCCGAAACAUGCUUCUACCUCUAUCGUUCGUUCGGCUUUAGGAAAUUCGUGUUAUUAAUAAAAACAAUCAUUCAAAUACGUGAGCGACAAAAGACAGAUAAUGAUAAAUGUUGAAAAAGAAGGGAGAGAUUUACGGAAAUGGGUCGUUGCCGUGGAAGUAAAUUUAUCCAAACUUCAGUUUCAUUCUACCAUUUAAAUGUGCUUAUAAUUUUCUUUAGAAAGAAGAAUAUAUAUAGGAACUUGUCGAUAGCUGAAAUAGGAUAUCCGUUCUAAUUAAUUGUAAUCAUAAAUGUCGAAAUCAAUCUACCGUGCUACCGUAACUGCUUAAAGAAAAAAAGCAGAUAAAAAUUUGUUUAAUCGUGAUGUCUUCGAAAUUUUCGAUAUUAUAUAUAUGAUUGCUAAAAUCUUCCUGAUGUUUGAAAUAAAAAACAGUUAUUUAUUUCUUUAUCACAGGUAAAGCUUAAGGUAUCGGAUAUUUAUGUGUGUGUGUGUGUGUGUGGAUAUGCUUCCAUAUAAAAAAUUGAAAUCUUAAAUAGUUAUAUAAUAUAUUCAUCCACACAAUAUUUAAAAAGGAAAAGUAAGCAUGUUCACUGUUUAAAUACAUUUCCGUCUGUUUACGGUGUAUCGAAACCGUUGCGUUCGAAUUAACGAUACAUUUAUAAUACAAAAGUGCAUACUACACAAAAGUAACCAUCCACGAACUGUCAAGAAAUCGUCAAGAAAAUGAUUGCAUAUUGGUGUUUCGUCUCACUGUUAUACUACGGAUUCAUCGUUCAAACAAACGGUCUAUUUCGCACACGUGGAAUAUUCCCGCCGCUGAAGGAUCCCAAUUUAUUGGUCGAAGAUAUCGUAAGACAGAAUGGCUAUCCCUUCGAACUUCAUCAUGUAACAACUAGGGAUGGAUAUAUAUUAGCAAUGCAUCGGAUACCAUCUAAAAAUAUGAAUAACAAUAUGCAAAAUCAGCGAGUGGUAUUAGUGAUGCACGGAUUGUUGGGAUGUUCGGCAGAUUGGCUAGUAACGGGAAAUCGAUCAAUCGCUUAUCUCUUGUCCGACAAUGGAUACGACGUGUGGCUCGGUAACUCCCGCGGAACAACGAAUUCGAAAAAUCAUACAAGACUUUCCGUGGAAAGUGCUCAAUUUUGGGACUUCAGUUGGCACGAGAUGGGUAUCUAUGAUUUACCCGUUAUGAUAGACUACAUAUUAUGUAAAACCGGCCAGAAACAGUUGUUCUAUAUAGGUUUUUCUCAAGGAACAACGCAAUUUUGGGUUCUAAUGUCUCUCAAGCCGGAAUAUAACAGAAAGAUCAAACUCAUGACCGCUUUAGCCCCCGUAGCUUAUACGGGACAUAUUGGCGGUGCGUUAAGGCCUCUAAGUUUCUUCGGGAAUUUUUUUGUUCCCUAUUUUAAGUACAUCGGAUUCUUCGAAUUGCUAUCAAAUACAGACAUGGAGAAAAUUAUGGCACGUACUUUCUGUCGGGAAGGCAUGAUGACUCAACCUAUAUGCGAGUUUGUUAUUUCCUCGAUCGGAGGCUUCAGCGAUUCCGAAAUGGAUCGUACACGUCUGGAUGAAUAUCUACAGUUCGCGCCGGCAGGAUGUUCGUUUAAACAAUUACUUCAUUACUCGAUGGGUAUUCAAAAUCCAGGACGUUUUCGAAGUUACGAUUACGGUAUUUUAACGAAUCUCUUAGUAUAUAGACGAAUCGAACCGCCGGAAUAUCCCGUGGAAAGAAUUACAGCCCCAGUGAUUUUCUACAACGGCCUCAACGAUGUUUUGGCUCAUCCGAAUGAUGUUGAGAUAUUGCAAAGAAAACUACCGAACUUAUUGGGGAAGUAUACGGUUCAGUCAAAGCCACUGGGUCAUUUCGAUUUCGUAUACGGUAAGAGUAUACGAGAUCUCGUUUAUAAUGAUCUAAUUGAAAAGAUGAAUUCAAUUCCAUAAAGAUAGUCAUCGAUUAAUAAUUAAAUCUCAAUAUCUUCAAUUAACUAACUACCAACUGAAAUUAUAGAAGAUAGAAUUUUGUCAUUAGGCUUAUCUGCUUUUCUUUUACAUUGUAUAUAACUAAAAAACAAGGAAUCUAAAAAGAAGGAAACCAGAUUGAAACAGAAAUAGGGAAGGGAGGACACUUAAUUAUUUGACUAGUAAUGAGGAUCUUCAUUGUUUUCAUUCAAUACGCAAAAAUCCACGAUCCACGGCUCUUUUAGAUUUUUACCUUAUUAAUCGAAUAACAAUCUUUAACAGAAUUACAUCAGAGAAAAUGCGACUAUUUUGGUUGAUAAUACAUUGUCAAUUUUAUUAUAUCCUCUUCCCAUAUAAAUCUUGAUAU
Messenger RNA from Cataglyphis hispanica, 2666 nucleotides. RefSeq names its product lipase 3-like. Lineage: Eukaryota; Metazoa; Arthropoda; Insecta; Hymenoptera; Formicidae. The transcript has 10 exons. Gene Ontology annotation, biological process: lipid metabolic process. Gene Ontology annotation, molecular function: hydrolase activity, acting on ester bonds. The coding region runs from base 1067 to 2281 and encodes 404 amino acids. The record is from RefSeq and is a predicted model, not a curated record.